Messenger RNA from Silurus meridionalis, 942 nucleotides. RefSeq names its product interleukin 12a (gene il12a). Bases 22 to 639 code for a protein of 205 amino acids. Lineage: Eukaryota; Metazoa; Chordata; Actinopteri; Siluriformes; Siluridae. The transcript has 7 exons. Gene Ontology annotation, cellular component: extracellular region. Gene Ontology annotation, molecular function: growth factor activity; interleukin-12 receptor binding. The record is from RefSeq and is a predicted model, not a curated record. Gene Ontology annotation, biological process: immune response.
ACCGCUCCAAGUCUGAACAUCAUGUACGGCUCUGUUGUCUAUGCGCUCGUUCUCGCUCUCUUGAGCCGCGCCGCCGUGGCAACUCCGGUGCGCGCGACCCAGAGCACCCCACACGACCACGCGCACUGCACCACAUACGCCAGGGGUCUGCUCAGCAAUCUCAAGCUCGUGCUCGACAAACCAGAAAAGACUGGAACCAAAACACUGUUUCAUGGAUUUAACUGCACAGACCUGGAAGCAGUGGUGAACUCAAACACACAGACGGCAAGUGUGUGUCAGCCCAGUCAGGAUGUGAAAUGCUCUGAUCAAAAAACAUCGCCAUUCAGCAAGACCGAAUGCUUGCAGAACAUUGCUAAUGAUCUGAAUUAUCAUCAAUCCAUGCUCACUGAAUACGUGAGUAAUCAGAAGUUAAACUCUGAGUCUAUCAAGGAGCUCAACUCCAUCACCAACUCCAUACUUAACCUUCAGCAGCAUUGCAAACUGCUUCCCAAACCAGAGUCUUUGAAAGAUAAGUGGAGCCCCAAAAACUCCUUCGAAGACCGCAAGGACCUGUGCAAACAGCUGAAGGGCUUCCAGCUGCGCACCAUCACCAUCAACAGAGCGAUCGGUUACGUCUGCGCCGGGGAGUAUAGGAAAUGAUUCUGAACUUCCACUACAAUCAUCCUCAUCAUCAUCAUCAUCAUUUUCACAAUCUUUAUCAUCAUUUGAUAUUCACUCCAAUAACUGUUAUAUUGCUAUGUAUUUAACAUUGACUGUGUAAAACUCCGCACUACUACAGCAAGAUCUACACAACCUUUAUUUAUUUCAUCUGUGACAAGAAUGUAUAAGCUAGCUACAUCUUCCUGGUUGUGAACUGAGACCUUGUGGUGUUUUUAUAUAGUUGUUUGUCGAUUAACUUAUUUAUAUUUAUUUUCAUACAAUUCUAUUUAUUUGUAUUGGUGC